Messenger RNA from Lachancea dasiensis, 1224 nucleotides. The record is from the annotation of a GenBank genome assembly. NCBI's taxonomy places the organism in Eukaryota, Fungi, Ascomycota, Saccharomycetes, Saccharomycetales, Saccharomycetaceae.
AUGGUACAAGAAGAAAGAGAGCCCUUGUUGACCAGACCUGAAACAAACGCCAAGGUCAAAAAGACAGCCAGUUCCCAAAACUCUCCAAAUAAUAAUGACAGCCCUGUAAACGUUAAAGCCCCCAAAGUGGGGGCUCAGCGAACUUCCAGAACUGCCCAAAAACUCAAACUGUUGCCAGAAGAACCAUUUAACCGACAGGAAGAUGAACUUGGGGCAAAUGACCGCGAGGUGUACUCUCAAGUCAACAGGAUCACAGACACGCCAGCGAGGCGAGAUGCAGAGAAACUCGGAAAAGGGCAAAGGCAUCUUCUACCUAGAGUUACAGGGUACUGUACCUCAAGCUCCUACAAUAUGAAAGAAUUGAUACGAUGGUUGAAGGACUGUAAAAGAGUACAUCACACGCAUCCAAAAUUGUUUGAUGAGUGCUUAUACACACCAUUCAUCUAUACAGAUUGGAGGGGUGACAUUAGGUUCGCGGAUGAAGAUGUGAUACGGCUAGAUGAUGAAGGCGGCGAAAUUAACGUAAGCGAUAAACAACCGGACUUAUUCAUUUUCGAAUAUGGGGUUAUCGUCAUGUGGGGCUUUACGGAGCGCGAAGAGAAGGCAUUUUUGAAUGAUGUUGAAAGAUUUGAAAAGGAAAAGUUGGCUGAGGAAGAUGUACAAAUUGAGGAGUUUAAUUACUAUAUUACAACAAGCUAUCAGCCUAGAAUCUACAAUGACUUUAUUACACUGAGAGAUGGCUCAAACUACAUGAUUAAGCUCUCUAUCUCGCACGCUAUCGCCCAGAGCGUCAAAAUAUCACUCUUCGAAGAGCUGGUGGAUAACACCAUUGAGGAUACUCAAGAUAUUCCGCAGGAAAUCGCUUCUAGUGGCAAAGUGUCAAUGAGUAAGGAGGACAUAAUGAAAAGUAUAGGAGAAUUGUUCAUUCUUCGUAUUAACAUUAACCUCCAUGGUUCUGUUCUUGAUUCACCUGAAAUCAUGUGGUCAGAGCCUCAAUUAGAACCCAUUUAUCAUGCCACCAGAGGGUAUCUCGAAAUCAAUCAAAGAGUAGCCCUAGUGAACCAAAGAUUGGAGGUGAUAUCCGAUCUUCUUCAAAUGCUUAAGGAACAACUUGGGCAUUCGCAUGAGGAGUAUCUGGAAUUCAUCAUUAUCGUUCUGGUGGGUGUUGAAGUUUUAGUAUCGCUGGUAAACAUUGUUGUCGAUCUCAUCUCAGACGCCAAAUAA